UCUCUUUAGUGACGUUUUUCGCGUCUUCUCCGUCUCCAGGGGGGCCUCCGCUGUAGGUUCCCUAGUGGAGUCCACUUUCUCUCGGGCGUUCUCCUUCCUCGUCCAAGAUGGCAACGCUAAGUGUAAACAAAAUCGGGUCUGGCGCUGGGAUGGAUGCCGGGAACAGGCACAGCCGGAAUCCGGCGGGGCCUGUUGUGAAGGUUUUGGAAUGUGGAGUCUGUGAAGAUGUAUUUUCAUUGCAAGGAGACAAAGUUCCCAGACUUCUUUUAUGUGGUCAUACUGUCUGUCAUGACUGUCUUACUCGACUUCCUCUCCAUGGUAGAGCAGUUCGGUGUCCUUUUGAUCGACAAGUUACUGAACUAGGUGAUUCUGGUGUAUGGGGAUUGAAAAAAAACUUUGCUUUGUUGGAACUCCUGGAGCGAUUGCAGAAUGGAUUAGGUGGUCCGUGUGGAACAAUUGAAGAAACUAUUGGCCUAUCCGGAGAGUGCAUUAUCCGAUGUGAUGAAGAUGAUACUCAUCUGGCUUCUGUGUACUGCACUGUUUGUGCUACUCACCUGUGUACAGACUGUUCCCACCUUACACAUUCUACAAAGACACUAGCAAAACACAGACGUGUGCCCCUUGCUGAUAAGCCACAUGAAAAGACGAUGUGUUCUCAGCACCAAGUGCAUGCCAUUGAAUUUGUAUGUUUGGAAGAAGGUUGUCAGGCCAGUCCUCUUAUGUGUUGUGUUUGCAAAGAAUACGGAAAACACCAGGGUCAUAAACACAGUAUUUUGGAACCAGAAGCAAAUCAGAUCCGCGCUUCCAUUUUAGAUAUGGCUCAUUGUAUAAGAACUUUCACAGAAGAAAUCUCAGAUUAUUCUCGGAAACUAGAUGGAAUUGUACAACAAAUAGAGGGAGGAGAACAGCUCUUCGAAGAUGGUAUAGGAAUGACCCAUACAGAACAUAUUCCAGGCACUGCAGAGAAUGCUCGGUCAUGUAUCAGAGCCUAUUUUUCUGACCUUCACGAGACUCUUUGCCGCCAAGAAGAAAUGGCACUUAGUGUGGUAGAUGCACAUGUGCGAGAGAAAUUGAUCUGGCUUAGGCAACAGCAAGAAGAUAUGACUAUCCUGUUAUCACAAGUUUCAACUGCAUGUCUUCACUGUGAAAAGACUUUACAACAGGAUGACUGUAGAGUUGUUUUGGCUAAACAAGAGAUUACAAGGCUUUUAGAAACAUUGCAGAAACAACAACAACAGUUUACAGAACUUGCAGACCACAUUCAACUUGAUGCUAGCAUUCCAGUUACUUUUACAAAGGACAACAGAGUACACAUUGGACCAAAAAUGGAGAUUAGAGUGGUGACCCUUGGAUUAGAUGGAGCAGGCAAAACUACUAUUUUAUUUAAACUAAAACAAGAUGAGUUCAUGCAACCCAUUCCAACUAUAGGUUUUAAUGUUGAGACAGUAGAAUAUAAAAACCUGAAAUUUACUAUUUGGGAUGUAGGUGGCAAACACAAACUGAGGCCUUUAUGGAAACAUUAUUACCUCAAUACACAAGCUGUGGUCUUUGUCAUUGAUAGCAGCCAUAGAGACAGAGUCAGUGAGGCACACAGUGAACUUGCCAAACUAUUAACAGAGAAGGAGCUGCGUGAUGCUUUGUUACUGAUCUUUGCCAACAAGCAGGAUGUGCCAGGGGCACUGUCAGUAGAAGAAAUCACAGAAUUACUGAAUCUCCACAAACUUUGCUGUGGUCGUAGCUGGUACAUUCAAGGUUGUGAUGCCCGAAGUGGCAUGGGACUUUACGAAGGACUGGAUUGGCUUUCAAGGCACCUGGUAGCUGCAGGUGUACUGGAUGUGGCUUAAGAGAGCCAGUAAGCAUAAAGAUUAGUUGUUUAUUUAUGUGAAUUGAUAUGAUCAGAUACGAACUUCAUCUAAACCUGUUAAUCCUUAAAAACAUUUUGUUGGAAUGCUAGACUGAAGCACAGUGUAGGUAUAACUUGUGUAAAUUACAGUAACCAAACAGAGUGAUCUAAUGUAUUUGUGGGAAAGGUGCCUUAAUUUCUUUUAAAGAAAUUUGAACUGAGGAUCUUCAGCCUUCCCUAUUAAACAUCCUUCUCUCAGGACUUAGCAUCUAUUUAAUUCUACUUCUUUCAGUGAUGGCCUUGCUGCAUUCACUUGCUCUCGCAGACUUGGGUGCAUGUAUAACCAUUAUUUCACAUUACCAACAUAGUUUACUAUAUAUUAAAGCGAAGCAAGAACUGAUUGAACAAAUGCUUGGUUUUGGUUAAUAGCUCUUGCUCUUAAAAUUCAAGCCCAUAUCUAUACUAGUAUACUAAUAACAGUUUUCCACUUGUGCUAUAGACUUACUAUUGCUUACUAUUGCUUUUAUGUAUUUCUUUUAUUCUUAAUUUGGAUGCUGCUUUUGAGGAAACUCUUCUCUGAUAUUAAAUAAUUAUACAUUUUUGCACAUAUCAUCUAGGUAAAAUUUCCUAUAAACAUAGGAUUUUUUUGGUCUGUAUCUUGGAAAAACUGUUGUGCUGAUCAAAGACUUAUUACUGUUAUUUUGCAAAUGUGGCUUACAAAGUAUAUAUUGAGGCUGCCUAAAAUUGCAUUAAUACGACACACAUGUUAAUUUUUAGAUACAUUUAGAAAUUUCUAAUGUACAAAUAUUCCAUCCAUUCAGAGUUAAGAAAGGAUUAAGUAUAAUAUCUGACAGAUUUGAAGUUACUCUGACCCGUUCAUAAAUAUAUUGUGUGCUUUAAUUGCACAUGAUGAUUUUUUAACUUGUUGAAAUCAUAUAGCCUAUUUAAUUGUGGUUAAUUUUUCUUGCACACAUUACUUGUUACUGGUGUGCUUUCGAUAAAUUAUGAGCAGCCUUGAAAAUGCAGAAAUAAAUAACAGUAGUGAAAUAGGACCUCCACUAAUGUAGUUGAGAUGAGAAGUUUAAAAAUUAAUAGUGCAGGUUGUAGCAAACAUGGAAGAUUCAACAAACCAUUUGUUCAACUCUAGAAAGGGCAGGAAAUUUUUGCCCAGAAAAAAAUGCAUUCUAAUAAAAAUGGAGAGGAAAAUGAAGGCAGUCUCUUGAAUAUUAAAAUGAUAAGAGCAGCAUUUCUCAACUUAAUUAUUUACAAAGAUGUCAAAGUUACACAUUCUCACUGUGAAUUGUGGGAAAUGUACCAGCCCAUCCAAAUAGUUUCAGCUUAGAUAAAAAGUGUCCUGACUGUUUUAUUUGCUUUUUCAAUUUUAUGUAGACUGCUUCUGCUACAUGCCUUUCUUGUUUCUUUCUCUUUUCACAUUAUUUUUUACCAAAAUUCUCUGUAGGGGUUGGGUUUUUACAUCUUUGACAGAUUGCUGUCUCUUAAAUUUCUUGUAAUAAAAAUUCAUGAAAAGCCCCUAUCCACAGAUUGUUUGUCUUCUACUAUACUUAUCUUAGUUGGGAUGUUGUUG
Molecule: messenger RNA, 3428 nt
Organism: Thamnophis elegans (Western terrestrial garter snake)
Lineage: Eukaryota; Metazoa; Chordata; Lepidosauria; Squamata; Natricidae
Gene: TRIM23
Product: tripartite motif containing 23
Exons: 11
Coding region: 108-1844 (578 amino acids)
Biological process (GO): intracellular protein transport; vesicle-mediated transport
Cellular component (GO): cytoplasm; lysosomal membrane; plasma membrane
Molecular function (GO): GTP binding; GTPase activity; zinc ion binding
Source: RefSeq, a predicted model, not a curated record